GCAACCGUUAUUCUAGAUGCAAAUGAGACCCUGUGUUUCUCCAAGAGAGCUGCUGCUGAAUUGUGCUUACUAAAAGUUUUAGGGGUAAAAUACAAUAAUCCAUUCAUUCCAACUGGGUUCCUGAGAGGAGACCCAGAGCCCCAGUUCCCAAACCAGUGAUUGUGUUUUAAUUGACUAUUUGGCCACACAGCCUCUGGUUCCUAUUCACACCGACAGAGCCAUUCAUCAGUUGUUGAUUAGGUGUCUCCUACCUCUAUAGUGAAUGACUUAGAGUCUAACUUGCAGUUAUUACCUUGCUGCUGAUACAGCUAACAGAAACACUGUGUGUUUAGAAUAACUGCUGGUUGUUGGUAUAAACUGAAGUUUAAAACUACUGUGCAUUUCCUGUUUCAAAUUUGUAGUGAAUAGCUGCUCUCAGCCUCCAUUAAAGAGCUUCUUUCAGCAAGAACCAAUUACAAAUUCUGACUCAAUUACAGUUUAACAUGUAUUUAUUUUAAUCAUAGUUUUUAAUUCCAUGCAAGUGUCUUAACUUGUCUUAUAUUUGGUAUAGUUUGGUAUACAUUUGGUAUUUUGGUGUAGUAUGAUGCUUUUAAUACCUGCCUAUUAAAAUACCUAUUUUGUCAACGAGGAUGUGAUAUGCAACUGCAAAUAAAGCAUCACACACUUUGGGAAAAACAUAUUGCUGUAGUUAUUAAGGAUAACUAAUGAUUUUUCUGAGAGAGGAACAUUGAUUUCAAUUUAAAAAGCGCUCCUUUUUAACCUUAUUAUUGGAUCAAGCUCCCAGACCAAACCCUUUACUGUACAUUUACAGCAGCCUCUUUACCACCAGGUGUCAGUAGCCUACUUGCCUUGCUGCUCUAAUGUGUUGUGUGCUGGAAAUGCAGACAAUAGAUGUGCAUAGAUUCCCAGUAUUUUUUAUUAGCUGAGGAGAAAAUUAGCUAAAAAUAGAGUAUGCCAUAGCCCAUAAAUUACAGGACUAGAGCUGCAUGCAAACUUACUCCUAUCCCAUUUCUUUCUGCAUCAUUCUUUGAAAAACCUUGCUUCUUUCCAACAGUGCUCUUGAAACCAUUUAAUUGUGCUGUUGUUUUUCUAACAGAUAUAACUGACAACAAGACCCUGAAAAGAAAUAUAAACUGAAUGGAUGCCCUAUUUUUUUUUCUUUCUUUCUUUUUAGAGCAAAGGAGGCGGAGGGAGAUGCACAGGAGAGGCAGAGAUGGAGGCGGUGCUAUGUGUCCUCCAGUCAUCCUCAGCUCUCCUUCUCCUCAGUAAUAUGCAGCAUUUGAACGGAGACACACCGGAGAAGACGAGUAACCGGCCAGAAACGACUUUACAAUAAAUAUGAGGAGUAAACCGACGAUUUUAAAACCAGGACCUUAAACAUCUGGAUUUUCUUUACACUUGAUAUUUUCUUUAAUUUCGUCGCACCGGAGGAAUAUUUCCCCGUUAAUGUCUUGUGAGCUGGAUCUUUUUUUUCCCUUAUUUUUUUGCUAGUAACGGUCCGUUUUUUUUUCAGAGUGAGCUGCUAGCAUAAAACCACACCUGGCACAGGUCUCAUGCAGUCUGCUUAUUUCUGUAGAUAGAUAACUAAGUCAGGACGCUUAAUUAGAGGCUUCAUUUUAAGCUCUAAGGCUUUUUUAAAACAAACAAACAAAAAAAUGUGAUUUCUUACCGUUUCCAUGAAGUAGCCAAAACCAGCCGUUGGCAGUUGAAGAUUGUGGAUUAACGUUUUUUUUUCCUUCUUCUUCUUCUUCUCCUGACGUUUUUCAGCGGCCGUUAGCCAAAAUGAGCGUCGAUUUAAUUGAAUCAACCACAUGAGUGGAGUCUAAACAAAACGCCAUACUGUAUUUCUCCCAAGGAGUGCACAUUUUUCUUCUCCAUAUUUGCUGAAAUAAACGGCGCCAGUUGCUCUGGAAAAUAUGGAAAGCGAGGUUUUCACCCCUUUACUGGAGCAGUUUAUGCUCACGCCUCUGGUCUGCUGGGUAAAGACAGUCGGGCAGCCGACUGUGACCGAUGGCACCACAUUAUCGGAAUAUAUUGAAUUAGUGGAUGGGAUUUACCUGAACGAGAUCAUGCUUGAGAUAAAUCCCAAGGCCACGGUGCAGAGGACCAAUAAGAAAGUGAACAAUGAUCCCACACUGCGCAUACAGAACCUUUCAAUUCUCAUCAGGCAGAUUAAAGCCUACUACCAGGAGACUCUCCAGCAGCUGGUCAUGAUGCCUUUACCAAACGUGUUGGUUCUGGGCCGAAACCCUCUCUCUGAGCAAGGUCUGGAUGAGAUGAAGAAACUAUUACUGCUACUGCUAGGCUGUGCUGUUCAGUGUGAGAAGAAGGAAGAGUACAUUGAGCGUAUCCAGACUCUGGACUUUGACACCAAAGCUGCAAUAGCAUCCCACAUCCAAGAGGUGACUCAUAACCAGGAGAACGUAGUGGACAUGCAGUGGUUGGAAAGUGGAGAAAUGCCUCCUGAGGACCUGGACAGCCUCUCCAGGAACCUGGCUUUUCACCUCAAACGCCUGGUGGAUGAGAGAGACACGCAGCUGGAGACUAUAGUGGAGUUAACCCAGGAGAGAGACUGUGUGCAGCUGUCUCCAAUGGCUCCUUGUCCAGCCCAGUCUCCCAAUGACUCCCCCAGCAUGAGGAGGACCGAAAGUCGGCAGCACCUCUCCGUGGAGUUGGCUGAUGCCAAGGCCAAGAUCAGACGCCUUCGGCAAGAAUUAGAGGAGAAGAGUGAGCAUCUUUUGGACACCAGGCAGGAGCUUGAGAACAUGGAGGUGGAGCUCAAGAGGCUUCAGCAAGAGAGCUACCAGCUGCUGUCAGAUGCUCGGUCAGCUCGGGCUUACCGUGAUGAGCUGGAUGCUCUCAGAGAGAAAGCGAUCCGGGUCGACAAACUGGAGAGCGAGCUGAGCCGAUACAAGGACAGACUUCAUGACAUCGAGUUUUACAAGGCCAGAGUCGAGGAGCUGAAGGAGGACAACCAGGUCCUGCUGGAGACUAAGUCCAUGCUGGAGGAGCAGCUGGAUGCGAGCAGGACCCGAUCUGACAAACUGCACCUCCUGGAGAAGGAGAAUCUGCAGCUCAAAUCCAAGAUGCAUGACCUGGAGAUGGAGCGGGACAUGGACCGUAAGCGUAUGGAGGAACUGUUGGAGGAAAACCUUGUGCUUGAGAUGGCCCAGAAACAGAGCAUGGAUGAGUCCCUGCACUUGGGCUGGGAACUGGAACAACUAUCCAAGACACCAGACCUGACUGAAGUCCCUCAGAAGUCUCUGGGCGAGGAGGUGAACGAGCUGACCUCCAGCCGCCUGUUGAAGUUGGAGAAAGACAACCAGACCUUGCUGAAGACAGUGGAGGAGCUCAGAGGAGCAGCCAGUCAGGACACUGCGGCGAAACUGAGCAAAGCCAGUCAGGAAAACCAGAGACUGAACAAGAAAUUGGGGCAGCUGGAGAGUGAACUGACAGCAGACAGAGAGUCACUCCGCAGCGCUGAGUCUCUCAGUACUGACCUGAUGAAAGAGAAAGCUUUACUGGAGAAGACUCUGGAAACACUCAGAGAAAACUCUGAGAGACAGCUGAAGGGUCUGGAGCAGGAGAACAAGCACCUCGGUCAGACGGUGUCGUCUCUGCGUCAGCGCUGCCAGGUGGGUGCCGAGGCCCGGGUCAAAGAUGUGGAGAAAGAGAAUCGCGUUCUCCAUGAAUCCAUCUGCGAGACAACCGCCAAACUUAAUAAGAUGGAGUUUGAAAGGAAACAAUUACGUAAGGAGCUUGAGGUGAUGAAGGAGAAAGGUGAGAGAGCAGAGGAGUUGGAGAUUCUGAUGCAGAAGCUGGAAAGGGACAACGAGAGCCUGCAGAAGAGAGUUGCCAGUCUAGGAAUCACCUGUGAAAAGGUGUCUUCGUUAGAGAAGGAGAACACCGAACUAGAAGCAGAGGGCCGUCGUCUGAAGAAGAAGCUAGACAGUCUAAAGAACAUGGCCUUCCAGCUGGAGGCUCUGGAGAAGGAGAAUUCCCAACUGGAGCAGGAGAACCUGGACCUCCGCCGCUCGGCUGAGAGUCUCCGGUCAGCUGGGGCCAAGGCCAUUCAGCUGGAAGCUGAGAACAGGGAGCUGGAGAGUGAAAGGAGCCAGCUGAAGCGCAGCCUGGAGCUCCUCAAGGCCUCCUCCAAGAAAACUGAGAGAUUAGAGGUGAGUUACCAGGGCCUAGAUACAGAGAACCAGCGCUUGCAGAAGGCUUUAGAGAACAGCAGCAAGAAGAUCCAGCAGUUGGAGGCAGAGCUGCAAGAGGUGGAGGCUGAAAAUCAAACCCUCCAACGCAACCUGGAGGAGCUCAAGAUCUCCAGCAAACGCCUGGAACAGCUGGAGCAGGAGAACAAGACUUUGGAGCAGGAAAGCUCCCAGCUGGAAAAAGACAAGAAGCUUCUGGAGAAGGAGAACAAGCGUCUGAGGCAGCAGGCCGAGAUCCGCGACUCCAAGCUGGAGGACAGCAACCAGCGGAUCACCACCUUGGAGAAAGAGAAUCGGACCAUGGGCAAGGAAAUGAUCUUCUUCAGGGACUCCUGCACCAGAGUCAAAGACUUGGAGAGAGAGAACAAGGAGCUGGUUAAACUGGCCUCCAUUGAUAAGAAGACCCUCAUCACACUCAGAGAGGAGCUGGUGAGUGAGAAGCUGCGGACUCAGCAGAUGAAUAAUGAUCUGGAGAAAUUGACCCAUGAGUUGGAGAAGAUCGGACUGAACAAGGAAAGGCUCCUGCAUGACGAGAGCUCAGACGACAGGUUUAAGCUCCUGGAAACCAAACUGGAGUCGACUCUGAAGUCCUCUUUGGAGAUCAAGGAGGAGAAGAUCGCCGCCCUAGAGGCCAGACUGCAGGAGUCCUCUAACCUCAACCAACAACUUCGCCAGGAGCUCAAGACAGUGAAGAAAAACUAUGAGGGGCUGCGUCAGAGGGAGGAGGAGGAGAGGAUGGUGCAGAGCUCGCCCCCUAGAGGAGGGGAAGAUCCUCAGGCUGUCAGUAAAUGGGAAAAAGAAAGUCAUGAAGCCACCAGGGAACUGCUGAAAGUUAAAGACAGACUCAUUGAAGUGGAGAGGAAUAAUGCCACACUGCAAGCUGAGAAGGCGGCCCUGAGGAGCCAGCUCAAACAACUGGAAACUCAGAGCUCCAACCUGCAGGCUCAGAUAGUGGCUGUGCAGAGACAGACUGCCUCCUUACAGGAGAACAAUACGACUCUACAGACGCAGAACGCCAAGCUGCAGGUUGAGAACUCCACCCUUAGCUCGCAGAGUGCAGCCCUCAUGGCCCAGAACGCCCAGCUGCAGACCCAGCAGAGCAGCGUGGAGGGUGAGCGAGAGGGAGCGCUCAAGGAGAAAGAUGAGCUGAGGGCCACCUACGAGCUGCUCCUCCGCGAUCACGAGAAGCUGGCGGCGCUCCAUGAGAGGCAGGCGGCCGAGUAUGAGGCCCUGAUUGGGAAGCACGGGGGCCUGAAGAGCUCCCACAAGAGCCUGGAGCAGCAGCACAGAGACCUGGAGGACAAGUAUAAGCAGCUCCUGCAGAGGAAGGGGGAGCUGGAGGAGCUGGAGAAAAAUCUGAAGCAGCAGCAGGAAAAAAUGGCGUUGGAGAACGAAACUCACCAAGCCACAGCUGACCACUGCAAACAGCUCAAAGAGGAAAAUGAUAGACUGAACACUACGUAUCGUCAGCUGGUGAAGGACAACGAAAAUCUCCAGCUGGACCAUAAAAACAUAAAGAGCCAGUUGAACAGCGCCACACUGGAGCAGACCAAGCUGGAGGCAGAGUUCUCCAAACUGAAGGAGCAGUACCAGCAGCUGGACAUCACCUCCACCAAGCUGACCAACCAGUGUGAGUUGUUGAGCCAGCUGAAAGGAAACCUGGAGGAGGAGAAUCGUCACCUUUUGGACCAGAUCCAGACUCUGAUGUUACAGAACCGCACGCUGCUGGAGCAGACCAUGGAGAGCAAAGACCUGUUCCAUGUAGAACAGAGACAAUACAUAGACAAGCUGAAUGAGCUGAGGAGACAGAAGGAGAAGCUGGAGGAGAAGAUCAUGGACCAGUACAAGUUCUAUGACCCCUCACCUCCACGCAGGCGUGGCAACUGGAUCACUCUGAAGAUGAGGAAGCUGAUCAAGCCAAAGAGCCGGGAGAGGAUGCGUUCUCUCACGCUGACUCCAUCUCGUUCAGAGUGCGGGGACGGUUUCCUGACCUUUCCCCAAGACAGUCAGGACAGCUCGUCGAUAGGCUCUGGCUCCAACUCUCUGGACGACACACUCUCACAAAAGAGGACCAGCACUAUAAAAAGGUUGCCUUUCAUGAGGAACAGAUCCAAGGACAAAGACAAGGCCAAGGCCAUCUACCGGCGCUCCAUGUCCAUGAAUGACCUGCUGCAGACCAUGGCUGUGGCGGGGGGUCCUGGGGUUCAGUGGGCAGGCAGCAUCGAAAACCUAGAUGGCGCUGAGGGCGGAGACGCCAGGAUGACAGGCAGCAGCAGACACAGCGGGCAGCGCAUGAAGGAGCUCGCUCUCUCCACCAAUGCCAUUGACUGUGCCGCCCUCACCCUGCCCACUGCAGGGCGUAGCAGGGCCAAGCUACGGCUUCAGGUCAAAGAAAACGCGUCCUGUGAAGACGUUGCUGGCUCAUCAGAUGACCCCAAGAGUCAAGGCCUGCAGGUGUAUAGCAGCGCUUUGGCUCAGUAUCCUUCUCCUGUUGAGCUGAGCGCUAUGUGCAGAGUGCCCUGUAGCAUCUGUACCUCCAGACCCACCAGUCUCCAUAGCAACAGGACCACCAGUAGUAAUAGUAACAAUAACUCCCACCUCACUUCUCCUCUGGAGGGCAAAGGCACGUUGAACGGCAGCCUCAGCAGGCCUCACAGUGAGAGCAGCGGAGAGUUCAGCCUGAGUUUGGACCAGGAGGUGUGGUCCAGCAGCGGCAGCAGCCCCGUCCAGCAGCCCACCUCCUCACGCUCCUCCCAUCAGAGCCCCCUGCAGAUGCGCAGGUCCCUCGACCCGUCCACCGCCGCAGGCAACACCGGCCAGACCCAGAUCAGGAAGACGGGAUCUCUGGGCAACGAGGUGCUGUCCCUGCAGCAGUUUCUGGAUGAGGGUAUUGAUCCUGCAGAGUCUGGCAGUCAGGAGAACCUCACUGUAGAUUCUCCUCGCCUCUCCACUUCUUCUGAGCAUGUGCAGAAAGAACGCACUUCAACGAGGGGGCGGGGCAUAUUACGCUCAGCCAGCGGGAAGGCAUCGCUGGUGUCCGAUAGGCCACCGAGAUCCUCGGGACAACCAGGGCGCCCCACCCUGCGGAAGGCAGAGAGCACCCGUGUGAAAGGCUCCGUCCCGAUGCGCUCCAGCCUGUCCUCGCAGGGCAAAGCCACGUCCGUCUGCGAACGCCUGGACUCGGCUUCCUCCACACUGCCCCGGGCCAGCAGCGUCAUCUCCACCGCAGAGGGCACCACGCGGCGCACCAGCAUCCACGACCUGCUGUCGAAGGACAACCGGCAGCCCGUGUCCGUCGACGCCUCUCCUCCCGUCGCGGCCUCCAAGGCUGGUGCACACUCCCAGCCAACACCCAGUGAGUACCACCCCAACAGCACCAACCUAAAGGGACCCCUUACCACCACCAUCCCCCUGCCCAAAUCACACAGCUUACCUUGCCAUAGCUCAGAGGACCCCGAGCUCUCCACCCUCGAGUCUUUCCUCGGCCCCUCCUUCACUGUAGAGUCGGUGUUCAUGGACUCCAUCUUUAGUGAGUCAGCGGGCAAAAACCUCCCCUUCCUGUCUCUUAACCCCACCCUUGUCAGCAACAUCAGUGGGCCCCCUGUUACAAAUAAAGCACACCCUCCUCCGAUCCCGAAUCACAUUUCCACCCAAAACCAGACCCCUCACAGCCAAUCAAACGGCCAGAUGAAAUCCAGCCCCGCCUGCGUGAAAGAGUAUAAUGAGGGCGUUGAUCCCAAUCGUGUGAAUAAUUCGGACCAGUCGCUCAACCCAGAGGACAACCAGUCCCUGUGGUACGAGUACGGGUGUGUGUGAACGACAGGGUGGUUCUGGCUUGCUGAUCUUUCUACCAGACGUGACUUAAGAGAGGAUGGAUAAAUGAAUCCUCCUCCUCUGCAUGUAUUUAUCAGAGCACUAUCUGUUAGUGUGGUGUUUUUGUUUCGUUCUUUUCUGUUUGCCAUGGUGCUGACUGGUGAUUUUUUUGAUUUUUUUUUUUUUUUGUCACCUCCUUUUCUGACCUUUUUUUCUGUCUUGUUCUGUUCUUCUUAAAGUGGGACUUUGAUGAAUGUUUUUCCGUCCAACAAGCCUUUUACCAUCAUUGUUUUACCAUCAAAUCUGUUUAACUGGCUAACACUGUACCAGACUAUUAUCUGCAGUAUUGGGUUUAUGCAUCACAGUUCAGGCUUAGCAUUUCUGUUUAUAGCGUCACUCUUAAAUUAGUAAGAUUUAUAAAAAAAAUUAAGUUCACAUGCUGCUGAAAUGAGCUGAGUCACAGCAGAGUCAAUGAAUAUGCAGCGGAAUCUCUAAAUCUCAGACAUACAGUAGCUGUAGCAUUUUCUUCAUUACAAAACCAAAUUAAAUUUGUCAAUGUGUCAGAUAAUAGAUUGACUUUCCACCUGCUGUUUUAUUUUGAUGUUUCAAUGUAUCGGGGAGUGUCUUUUUCACUGCUUUUAACUCAGUUGCAUUAUCCACUAAACUGCAUGGCUUUGAAACGCUCAUUUUGAUUGCUGUGAUCAAAAUGGUUAUCACUUUUAUCUUCUUUUUGUUUCUUUGAAUGGUGUGUACUGUUUUUGUACAUUUGAAACCUUUUUUUUCUGUAUUUUCUUUUUUAUAUAUAUAUAUAUAUUAACUGGAGCAUUUGCUCUGUGGAUGAUGGGUUUUGAUCUGGUGGAUCUGAACUGACUUCUUGGGCUGGUGACAAAAUGAUGAAGCUUCAUUCCUUAAAUGACCUGAACGACGGGUUUAGUUGGUUAAGUGAAAGUGGAAUAUGAGCAGGGUGAGUUUUAGGCAGUGUUUGAUAGAGUUGGUGAAACAGUGAGACAUUAUAGUAAGUAGAGAAGAGUUUGCAGGGCUCAGAUUGUUUUUGUGAAUGAAGCUAACAUCAUUUCAUGUGGGAUUUUGAAACUUUGCAUGCCAACGCACCGCAACUUCAGAAUGGAUAUUUAAUUAUGUAUUUUGGACUGACAGGAUCUUGUACAGAUUGUUGUAAUCAUUAAGUUAUAAUCAAAGACGAGCACUGCUUAUUGUGCCAGUACUAGUAGACCUGUCCACCUCUAGAUCCUUAUUUAUUUCUGCUUUUGUACUCAGUAGUUGCUGUUUUUAAGUUUCCUUAUUAUAUUUAUAUUAAUCUACAGUAUUAUGCAGGUAUGAAUUUUCUUGUCACUGUCUACAGAUGUAACAUAAACGUUGCCUUUGUCCUACAGAUGUGGAGGGCAGAAAGUCUAAAAGCAGGAGUGGGGAGCCGCAGCAAAGCUGCUAAACCUCCCCCCCCCACCCUCGUCUGUCUGCUACCAUGCUGUGAGCGCGUGGUGAGUGAGCGCUGCUCGAGUGGGAGGAAGAGGGGUGGAGGGGAUGGGGGUUCGGUCUUGUCUCCAUGGGAACCUAAAACAUGGUGUAACAGAUGUCGUCCAUCCUGCCGUGCACUUGCCUCCCCUGCUUCUCUAAGCUGUUACCCCAAAGUCCACGCCCCCCCUCCCUCCCCUCCCUCACUGUCCUGUCCGUCGCCCCGCUGUCCCUGUGGUGCCAAACGCCUGUUCAGAGCCUGACGAGACCCCGGUCUGCAUGGCAUCCGGGUCGUUUUACCACGGUGCUCUGAGUGGGUGAAUGCUUUGCCUGUUUCGAGUCCUGCAGCUCACCUCAUCUCUCCCCUCACGACGCCCCUCGUGUUGUUUGUAAAGGUGAUUGCUGAGUGUCUCCUACUGGUGAAAAACGUCGCUGUUUUCAGGCUGCUUACUGUUGCCGCAGUGCUGCAUGGCUUCGGUGUAGCGCUGAAAUCCUUCCCCCCUUCUCCUUCCCUCGACCACGCAUGUAGAUCCAGGCUGGCUGCUUCCCUCUGUCUCCUCUCGUUCAUGACUUACUGUGUUAAAUGAUACAGUUUCUGACUUUUAACCUUCUUUCUCUCUUUUUCCUUCCUGUCUUCCUUUGUGUUUUUGUAUUUUUCUAAUCUGUCUGUUUUUCUUUCUUUUCUUAAUCUUUCCACUCUUCUUUGCUUGCCUGGGACUCAGAGAGAGAAAGGUGGCCUUGAAGCUGUGUGUCUGAAGCCUAGUAGAGUUAAUCUGCUGAGACCGUCUACAGUGAGGAAAGAUUGUAUAUCCCAGUCCCCCCCCCCCCCGACCCCCUUUUUUGUUUUUAAAUCCAGGACACUUCAGUAGAGAAAAGUGGCUUCCUUCUCUGUUUUGUUUUUCUUCCUUGAAUCAAGGAAACAACAGAAAAAUACUCUAGAAAAUGUUGCGGUGACUUUUUUUUUUUUUUUUUCUAUAAAGACUGCUGCGGCACAUUGCACUGCCAUGUGUCCUUCAGUGUGACGGACUGCUAGACGUGCACUAGUCUCCACGGACUAAGAUUAAAGUGCCAACGUUCACACAACAGCCAAAAAGGGCGAUCUUAAACCAGACUCUUGACGACUCCACUUUGGGUCUUCUGUGCAACUUUAAAAAUCAGCCGGACCUUCUUCUGCCCAAAGGAAUGAAUCUUUUUGUAAAGGGGGGCAGCGUGCACAAGCAAAGACUGACACACACACACACAGUCCGGCUCGUACAGAACAUUUUCAGCAUAAGCAUGUCAACACAAACAUCUCCAACUCAACCUGCUAUCAGACUUGAAGAAUCACAAUCUGCAUGGAGCAAUCAAUCAGCCAAUCAAACCCCUACUUCCCUCUCUGUCCAAUCAAAGAGGAGGACACCGUUCUGUGGGGAUUUUACUUGCCAGGGAUGCCAAAACGACUUGGACGGGAAGCCAUGAUAGCUGUGUGAUUGGCUGCCAAUUAUGAGUGGAGGUUGUGUGAUCUGAGAGAGAAAGAGAGAGACUGAUGACUGGAGCGUUCCAGGUCACCUAUAUGACAGUCGGCAGCCGUUGCUCAUGCCACCACAGAGACACCCUGAAACAAACCCUACAUACUGUACUGUUCAUCUUAGCUUGACUCAUGUAUCAUUAUAGAUCACACUAAAUCAUCUCAUUAUAUCGCUUCCCAUCCUGCUCAGUAACAGCACACUUUCUGUAUAUGAACUUUCUGGAGUAUAGGUGACCUGUAACCUGCCCGGCAAACGCAGAACGUGCAGAUUUCUGUUGCUUGUGAUGAUGAGACCCAGUGUUUUCCUCCUUUUCCACUUUUACAUAAAUCCAUUUGAUGUAAUUAAAAUUCAUCAAGAGAA
Thunnus maccoyii (southern bluefin tuna) is the source of this 11365-nucleotide messenger RNA. RefSeq names its product girdin-like. Gene Ontology annotation, cellular component: cytoplasm; centrosome. The record is from RefSeq and is a predicted model, not a curated record. The transcript has 36 exons. Gene Ontology annotation, molecular function: dynein light intermediate chain binding; microtubule binding. The coding region runs from base 1917 to 8030 and encodes 2037 amino acids. Gene Ontology annotation, biological process: cytoskeleton-dependent intracellular transport; cytoplasmic microtubule organization. Lineage: Eukaryota; Metazoa; Chordata; Actinopteri; Scombriformes; Scombridae.